AUGUACAAUUUAUUACAGGCUGCCUCCUGUCCACUGAUGGAGGGGCUGUUCCUGCAGGACGAGGACAGUAUGUUACAUCUGCUGUGUUCUCCCUCACAGUAUCGCACAGACAUACUCGCAUGGAUCUGUAAAAGUAUAAAUCCAAACUUUCUGAGUUGUAAAUCCUCUUCAGUAAAUCCUAAAGACCCUGACACAUUGACAAUUGAAAUAGCUUUAUUUGGACAAGAGCUCAUGUUGUGUAAAGCUACAGACUUGGAUCUUAUCAGGGGUUUGCAGAGCCCAGAGCGACAACUGGCCUUCCUGAAGCAGCUCCUCUCUCUAUUGCCUUGUCCUCCCUGCCCCAAGGCAGAGGUCAGAUGUGACGAGGAGUUUCUGCUGAAUGAGCUGUUCUCUCCAGAAACCCUGCCUCAGCUCACGCUGAUGCUGCACCCCACGGCCAACCCCUGGCCAGCACAUGUCACGUACACAUCACUGAGUUUGCAAAAAGGAUGUAGGCCUCAGAGAUGGUCCAAAGAUGACCAUGUGGAUUUGGAGUCUCUUCUGCUCUCCACUCAAACGGCAUUAGAGCAACUGCAAAGCCAGUGUGAGUUUCUGAAAUCCCCCCAGAGCUCCGGCCCCUUCUGCUCCAGUGCCUUGAGAGUGGCAGCACUGGACCUUCAACAGAUGAUGUCUGCGUUCAGCCACAUUUACCACACAGACCUUAAGUCCUACUGUAACAGAGCGCCCCCUGCAUUCAGCCCAGAGAGCAGCGUCUUCAAGAGGGUCCAUGAGCUUAUGACGAAAUGCAACACAGAGUUGGAAAUCCUACAUGAACUGUCAGAGACGUCUGGUGUCAUGACAGAAGAAGUGCGCCGCCUACGGACUGAGCCGCGCUACUGGAACAAAGGGGAAAAGCACACACUGCCGGAGCAGUUGGAGGAGUUGACGAGGCGCUAUCGGGAGUUUUUGACACUGCUUAAUACUUAA
Knipowitschia caucasica is the source of this 966-nucleotide messenger RNA. The record is from the annotation of a GenBank genome assembly. NCBI's taxonomy places the organism in Eukaryota, Metazoa, Chordata, Actinopteri, Gobiiformes, Gobiidae.